Messenger RNA from Callorhinchus milii (elephant shark), 2687 nucleotides. RefSeq names its product prestin-like. Bases 150 to 2501 code for a protein of 783 amino acids. The record is from RefSeq and is a predicted model, not a curated record. Lineage: Eukaryota; Metazoa; Chordata; Chondrichthyes; Chimaeriformes; Callorhinchidae. The transcript is spliced from 2 exons. Gene Ontology annotation, molecular function: oxalate transmembrane transporter activity; bicarbonate transmembrane transporter activity; chloride transmembrane transporter activity. Gene Ontology annotation, cellular component: membrane. Gene Ontology annotation, biological process: transmembrane transport.
ACUACCCCUGGCGUACUGAUGUCUACAAACGCAGCAGAUAGAAAUCCAGCGAAGUGGAUCACUGGAUUGCGGGAAAAUAGAUGUCUGAGGUUGAUAUAUGCAUCAGAGAACAAACAUAGUGUGAAGAAAAUCAAGAGAAGACCACCACAAUGACAAAUAUGUUGGGAAGUUCAGAAUCCUUCUGGUCCAGCGAUGUCGUUCAGGAUCCAUCUGGUUCGAAUGUCCCUCUGAUCAGAACUGACAGGAACUAUAGCUUCAAUAAAAAGACAGCGCAUCGAGUCUCAUUCACUAUCAGCAUCCCGUACUGUGAACGCUUAGAUGGUCAUAAUGAAGAAAAACUGGCCAAAUAUGAGAGCAGGAUUUCUGAGCUAACUUUACCAGUCUCACACACUGUAAAAAAGCUGGUUUGGCACACCUUCCCUUUCCUUAAUUGGUUUCUUGGGUACAAAGUCAAAACAUGGUUGUUGGGCGACCUACUUUCGGGACUUAGUGUGGGCCUUUUGACUAUUCCUUUAUCCCUUGCAUAUGGAGUUAUUGCAGGGCAGCCAUCUAUUAACGGACUCUACACAAGUUUGAUCUCUACAGUCUUAUAUUGCUUGCUUGGAACAACGCCACACAUGUCCUAUGGUGCAUCUGCGUUUACUGCUUUGCUCAUUGCCAAACAUGUUGGCCACAUUGAAUCUGGGGAGCUUGUUUCAGACAGUGACUGUUCUCCAAAAUGCUCAAUGGAGUUGCAUGUGGUUACCCUCACCUGUGUCUCCGGAAUUAUUUUGAUUUUAAUGGGGAUUUUUCGCCUCAGUUUCCUGCAGAUGUACAUCUCCAAGCCUGUCAUAAAUGGCUUCAAAGCUGGGACAGCUUUCAAUUUAAUAAUCAUCUUGCUGACUAUAUUACUUGGUAUUGAUGGUCCAAUUCAUCAUGGCCCAUUGGCAUUUGUCUACACUCUCAAGGAUAUCAUUGAAAACAAUGAAAUAAACAUUGGCUCUCUCAUUGCUGGUCUAGCCACAUUAGCAUUUCUGAUCCCUUUGAAAAUAAUAAACUACAAUUACAGUAGACAUCUCUUUCCCAUAGAGUUUAUUGUCAUGGCUAUUGCCAUCGGGAUGACACUCUGGUUGGAUCUAGAGGACAACUAUAAUUUCAAGUUGAUAAACUACCAGCCAUUUACUGCACCGCAGCUUGUUCUCCCUUCUCUCUCCUUAAUAUCCAGUGUUAUUGCAGACGCUGUUUCCAUUGCAUUGGUGACUUUUGUAGUUAGCCUAUCAAUGGGAACUGAGAUCUCCAAAAAGCACAAUCAUAGUUAUCACCCACAUCGCGAGACUCUGGUUUUAGGGUUUUGUGACCUGAUCCUCUCGUUUCUGGGUGCUUUUGCAGUCUCUGGAGUUUGUGAGCAAACUGUGGUGCAAGAAAAAGCUUGGGGUCAAACCCAAGGCGCAGGCUUGGUAGCAGCAAGUCUUUGCCUUACUGCUCUGUUCUGUGGUCAAACCCUCCUUCCACUUGUGCCAAAAACUGUUCUCGGUGCUAUUGUAAUUGCAAAUCUGGGUUGUUACUUAGAGUUCUUCAGGAAGUACUGUUUUGCGUGUAGGAGGAACAGAUACGAUUUUCUGGCUGGAAUUGUUACAUUUGCAGCAGUGUGUUUGCUUGGGAUCGAUAUUGGUUUAGCAGUUGGCGUAUUCUUUUCACUUUUGCUCACUCUCCACAGACUUCAAAGACCUUCUAUUGCCAUUUUGGGCCAUAUUCCCAACACAGAAACCUACACCGACUUGUCCUUCGAGAAGGCCGCCAAAGAGAUAUUGGGAAUUAAAAUUAUAAAGACCUUCGAUUCUGUUUAUUACGGCAAUGUUGAUUUUUUUUUGGCGUGGCUGAAACGCAAAGUGAAUAGUUCUCUUCUGCCUAGUGGGAAUUCAAGAACUGAGAGUGCAACGUACAGUGAAGAAGAUAAAUAUAAUAUGUUAUGGGAAUCCACGCAAUUCCUUGCAUUGGAUGAAAAUGCGCUCAGGCAGAUUAGUCGCACAGCACUGUAUAGACAUAGAAGAUCCAAACAUACUGCUAAUGUGCAUACUGUCAUUUUGGAUUGUGGAUCAAUUAGUUUUAUAGAUGAUGCAGGGGCCAAUGCUCUAAUAUGCUUGUUUGAGGAAUACCAGUGUAAAGGGAUUGACUUUGUCCUCGCCAGUUGUUCUAAUGCAGUUUUAAAUGGCUUAAGAGAAUACGAUUACUUUAAAACUACCAGACAAACCUUUACCUUCAACAGUGUCCAUGACGCUGUUUUAUACGUCUUGCAGCAAACCACAGAGCAAAGUCACACGCUGCAAGGAUCUGAGUGUAUUCUUGAGACAAAUGGUGAAGACAUACUAACUGAGUAUGACACAGAAGAUGAAAUCAAAAUUGACGUUAAUUCCACAAAUGGUGAAGUGUGGCAAAGGGAGAAGAACCAGAGGUACUCUGAUCAGAGUUUGCCCUGGGUAGCUGGAAAUCAGAGAAUUAUAGAAUAUGAGACAACUUUAUAAUGAAAAUAUUUGUUUUGAACCAUAACUGAAACUGGAUUGAUACAGUAACCUAAAUCAGCUGUUGUGUUUCUGCUGCAAUAUGCUGUUAAGUUUUUCUAUUGCAUUGUUUGUAAUAAUAGACAAAGAAUUAUAGGCUUUUCUGGAAAAACUAUAUUUGUAGUGUAUACAUUAAAAACUAUUUUCUCU